CGGAAGUGGGCGCGCCGUGCUCUGGAGGUUUCCAGAAGCGGCCGAAAGCGGCGGACGGGCGCGGGGGGGGGGCGGUUCGGAGGGGUGCGGUUCCGCUAUGGUGGAUUACAGCGUCUGGGACCACAUCGAGGUGUCGGACGAUGAGGACGAGACGCACCCCAACAUCGACACCGCCUCCCUCUUCCGAUGGCGGCACCAGGCCCGCGUGGAGAGGAUGGAACAGUUCCAGAAAGAGAAAGAGGAGCUGGACAAGGGCUGCAGGGAAUGCAAGCGGAAACUCGCCGAGUGCCAGAGGAAACUAAAAGAGUUGGAAGUGGCUGAGCCCGGGGGGGGAUCCGGGGGGGUCCGGGGGGAACGGGAGAGGCUGCAAGCGGAGGCUCAGCAGCUGCGCCAUGAGGAGAGGAAUUGGGAGAGCAAAAUGGAGGAGCUGCGCAAGAAGGAGAAGAACAUGCCAUGGAACGUCGACACGCUGAGCAAGGACGGCUUCAGCAAGAGCGUUUUCAACGUGAAGGCAGAGGAGAAGGAGGAGACGGAGGAGCAGAAGGAGCAGAAGCACAAAACCUUUGUGGAGCGCCACGAGAAGCAGAUCAAGCACUUCGGCAUGCUGCGGCGCUGGGACGACAGCCAGAAGUACCUCUCUGACAACCCUCACCUCGUUUGCGAGGAGACUGCUAAUUACCUGGUCAUCUGGUGCAUCGACCUGGAGGUGGAAGAGAAGCAGGCUCUGAUGGAGCAGGUCGCCCACCAGACCAUCGUCAUGCAGUUCAUCCUGGAAUUGGCCAAGAGCCUCAAAGUCGAUCCUCGCGCCUGCUUCCGCCAAUUCUUCACCAAGAUCAAGACCGCCGACCAGCAGUACAUGGAGGGCUUCAACGACGAGCUGGAGGCCUUCAAGGAGCGCGUGCGCGGCCGCGCCAAGGCGCGCAUCGAGAGGGCGAUGAAGGAGUACGAGGAAGAGGAGCGGCAGAAGCGCCUGGGGCCCGGCGGCCUCGACCCCGUGGACGUCUACGAGUCCCUGCCGCCCGUGAGUGAGGGGCUCUGGGGCUUGGGUUGUCACUUUUUGGGCUCAGAGCCCCACGUUUGGGGACAAAAACGUGAUUUCUGGGUGCAGGUCCCCGCUUUCUGGGCUCAGAUCCCCGCUUUCUGGGCUCAGGUCCCCACAUUUUGGGCUCAGGUCCCCACGUUUGGGGCUCAGGUCCCCACAUUUUGGGCUCAGGUCCCCACGUUUGGGGCCAAAAACCCGAUUUCUGGGCUCAGGUCCCCACGUUUGGGGCCAAAAACCCGAUUUCUGGGCUCAGGUCCCCGCUUU
This is a messenger RNA of Phasianus colchicus (ring-necked pheasant), 1306 nucleotides long. The record is from RefSeq and is a predicted model, not a curated record. Lineage: Eukaryota; Metazoa; Chordata; Aves; Galliformes; Phasianidae.